Neurospora tetrasperma FGSC 2508 is the source of this 2512-nucleotide messenger RNA. RefSeq lists its product as uncharacterized. The record is from RefSeq and is a predicted model, not a curated record. Bases 1 to 2340 code for a protein of 779 amino acids. Gene Ontology annotation, molecular function: protein binding; NAD binding; oxidoreductase activity. Gene Ontology annotation, cellular component: nucleus. Lineage: Eukaryota; Fungi; Ascomycota; Sordariomycetes; Sordariales; Sordariaceae. The transcript has 3 exons.
AUGUCAGACACCAAGCAACCUGUAGCCUUCAUCGGCCUCGGGGCCAUGGGCUUCGGCAUGGCCACUCACCUCAUCAAGCAAGGCUACCCUGUAACCGGCUUUGACGUCUGGCCCCCAACCCUAGAGAAGUUCACCUCCGCCGGCGGUCUCACAGCGUCCACACCAGCAUCCGCCGUGGCCGACAAGCCACUCUGUGUCUGCAUGGUAGCCACUGCGCAACAAGCCCAAUCUGUGCUCAUCGACGGGCCGGACGCCGCCGCUCCAGCUCUGCCCCAAGGGGCGGUCCUCCUCCUCUGCUCCACCGUCCCCUGUGACUAUGUUCAAUCUCUUGCGAAGCAGCUCUCCGCCAUUGGCCGUCCGGACAUCCAUCUGAUCGACUGCCCUGUCUCUGGCGGUGCCGCCCGCGCCGCCGACGGUACCCUUUCCAUCAUGGCGGGCGUGCCGUCUGAGAAGGCCCUGGGCAAAUCCAAGCCGCUCCUGGAAGAGCUUGCCGAUCCAGCCAAGUUGUACAUUGUCCAAGGCGGCAUCGGCGCCGGCAGCAACAUGAAAAUGGUGCACCAGGUGCUUGCGGCUGUGCAAAUUCUCGCAGCGAGCGAGGCCAUGGGGUUGGCCACUCAUUUGGGACUGGACCUGGCAAGAACGAAUGAGGCCGUGCUCAAAUCGGACGCGUGGAACUGGAUGUUUGAACACCGGACGCCGAGGAUGUUGACGGGCUAUCAGCCCAUUGCGAGUGCGACGGUGAUCAUCGUCAAAGACACAAGCAUCAUCACUGCCGAGGCCAGGAGGAGCGGAUUCCCCACGCUGAUGACGAGCGUGGCCGAGCAGGUGUAUUUUUCUGCCGUAGGAAGGGGGUACGGGGCGGACGACGACAGUGGGCUGGUAAGGCUGUAUGCAGAAGGCAAGGGCAAGGUUGGACCGGUUCAAGGAACUGCUGCGAGUGGCGAGGAGAAGCUAGCACUAGUGAUCGGACUCUUGAAGGGGAUAUUGCUCUGCUCAGCGGCGGAGGCCCUGGCUUUCGCGGAUAGGGUUGGGCUGGACCUCGAUCAGGUGUUUGAUCUGUGUAUCAACGCGGCCGGAGGAAGUCAGAUGCUGAAGAAGUAUGGGCCCAGUAUCAUCAAGGCUUUCCGGGAGGGCACGGCGAGGCAGGGAUGGGCUGCUGCCGAAAGCGAGACGAGUCUCAAGGAGAUUGCCGAUGGUCUUUCUGCGGCUGUUGAAGAGGCUCAAAGACUCAAGGCGCCCGUUUUCUUGGGCAGCCAGGCGUUGAAUGUCGUCCGGGUCGCGCUGCAGUCGAGCCCAGAUGGAGUUGCGGCGGGGGCUGUUGUGAAGGUGUGGAACUCGACAAGCAUGGAGAAAGCGUUCCGCCCUCACUUCUUCAACCACGGGAAGCCAGAUGCCAACCCAAAAGAGAAAAAGAAUUGCCACUGGUGCCAGAUCCGAUCCUUCGCAACCCAUGCGCAGCUGCCCAUCUCCAUCGUCAACCGCGAAGACGACGCCUUUCUCAACCCCAACUUCCGUUUUAUCGACCACUCCAUCAUAGGCAAAAACGUUCCUGUGGCCGACCAGUCUUUCCGAGUAGGCUGCUCCUGCGCUAGCGAUGAAGAGUGCAUGUACUCGACAUGCCAGUGUCUCGACGAGAUGGCGCCAGAUAGCGACGAGGAAGCUGAUCCCUACACCCGGAAGAAGCGAUUUGCCUACUACUCUCAAGGAGCGAAAAAGGGACUAUUGCGUGAUAGGGUCUUGCAAUCCCAGGAGCCCAUCUACGAGUGCCACCAAGGUUGCGCCUGUUCCAAGGACUGCCCAAACCGGGUGGUAGAGCGUGGCCGGACCGUGCCCUUACAGAUCUUUAGAACCAAAGACAGGGGCUGGGGCGUCAAAUGUCCCGUCAAUAUCAAGAGGGGGCAAUUCGUGGACCGGUACUUGGGCGAAAUCAUUACCAGCGAGGAGGCCGACCGGCGACGAGCUGAAUCGACCAUUGCUAGACGAAAGGAUGUCUACUUGUUUGCCCUCGACAAGUUUUCCGAUCCGGACUCACUAGACCCCUUGCUGGCCGGACAGCCGCUAGAGGUUGACGGCGAGUAUAUGAGUGGCCCUACCAGGUUCAUCAACCACAGCUGCGACCCAAAUAUGGCCAUCUUUGCGCGGGUGGGCGAUCACGCUGACAAGCAUAUUCACGACCUUGCCCUGUUCGCCAUCAAGGAUAUCCCCAAGGGGACCGAGUUGACAUUCGACUAUGUCAACGGAUUGACAGGGCUCGAAAGCGACGCGCAUGACCCAUCAAAGAUCUCGGAGAUGACCAAAUGUCUCUGCGGAACUGCCAAGUGCAGAGGCUAUCUGUGGUAAAGGGGGAAGAUGUUAACUCACAAAAACCCUGUGGUGUCCCCAAAGAUCACUUGACGAUGCGUUCCCCGCAAACCCAUAUUUUAUCCGGUGGCCUGACUUGCCGUUCGUAUGCCCUAGACUACCACUUGCAGAGCUAAUGCAACCGUUGCAGUGAGGCGACUGCAACACCAAG